UGUUUGUUGUAUUUAAGAAUAGAUGAAGAUUUAAUAAAUAUUAUUUAAUUGUUUGGGAAAGAAAAAAAAAGAAAAUUGUGUAAAAAGUAAUAAUUAAAAGAUUUAAUAUUAUUGUAGUACUCUGAUUGUAUUAAAAUCUAUCUUUAUAUACAAAACAAACUUAUUUCAACUUAUAAUAUUAAUGUCAUAUCAGAAAUACAAAUUAAAUUAUUCAUUUUAACUAUGGUAUGAUCAUUUUAUACCAGAAUAAAUAGGAAAAGAUUAUGAAAAAAGUUAAAUUAUUGUUGGAGAAUUUGAUUCCAUACAAUCGUUUUGGAGUUUAUUCAAUAAUAUCCCUAAGCUCAAUGAGCUCUCUAUAGGCUCGUCAUAUCAUUUAAUGAAAUAAGGAAUCAAGCCGCUCUGGGAAGACCCUUUAAAUAGCGAUGGAAGCACUUCUAAGCUAAAAUUAACUUAGAAAUUUGAUGAAAUAUGGAUAGAGACUAUAGUUUUAUGGAUUUCAAACGAAUUCAAGGAUAAUUACGAAGAAGAGUUCAUAAAUGGAAUUUCUAUCACAAAAAAGUAAAAUGAUCUUUACAUUUUAUAGAUAUGGUAAAAUAACAAGGAGGAGCCUGAAGAGUUUUAUGAAACAUGGAAAAAUUGCAUUAAGUAAAACAUUUAAGUGGCUGAUAUACCUUCUUUGAAUUUCAAACUUUGUUUCGAUUCUAUUAGGGGCUUAAGGAGAAAAGGAGCUUAGUAAAAACCAUCCAGGUCCAAUCAAUCUGCACAGCAACCUAUUUCUUUGAAUUAAAAUAACGAUUGAAUUAAUUUUUAAAGUAUAAUUUAUUUGUGCGUCAGAUUAAGUCUGACGUCAGCAAUACUUAAAAUAGCGACGAUUGAUGCGUUUGUGUGCUUGUGAUAAUAAAAUUUCGUUUCAAUUAGAUUAAAACUUAUUUUAAAUGUAUGAAAAAUGACAUUAAUUUUAUCUAUAUUUAUAAUUUGAUUUACAAUUAUUAAG
This is a messenger RNA of Tetrahymena thermophila SB210, 994 nucleotides long. RefSeq names its product eukaryotic translation initiation factor 4E. NCBI's taxonomy places the organism in Eukaryota, Ciliophora, Oligohymenophorea, Hymenostomatida, Tetrahymenidae. The transcript has 5 exons. The record is from RefSeq and is a predicted model, not a curated record. Gene Ontology annotation, biological process: translational initiation. Gene Ontology annotation, molecular function: translation initiation factor activity; RNA 7-methylguanosine cap binding. Gene Ontology annotation, cellular component: eukaryotic translation initiation factor 4F complex.